GCCUGAGGAACGUUUUCAAACCAAAAACUCAUUGGUAAUUCAAUAGAAAUGGUGAUUCGGUGAAUAAAUUGUGGAACGAGACCUGAUAAUAUGUCUCAUCCUGAUUACGAGCAGAUAACGCAUGAUCAUGCGGCUCUGCUGGUGCUCCUGAGACCAAUUGGCUCCCAGAUUGAUCAGCAGACAGUGAAUAAACUCUGCGAGAGGAUCAUAAAAAGGGCUAGCAGAGUGACUAUCCCUGAUACCUCUCGUGAGAUCCUAGUGAGAUUCGUCAAGGAUCAUCCAGUGGAGAACAAUGACUGGGGGGAUUUUCAGACUCACCGGAGACUCGUCGGACUCAUUACUUUCGGAAAAUAUGAGGAUCAGACAGAGUUGAACGAAUUGUGCAGAAUUCACGAAACUCUCAAGGUAAAGUACAUGACAACCCUCUACAAUUCGCGAGCAAUUCUUCUUGGUCCAGUAGAUUCUCCCACAACAAAUAAUCCACCCCAGGACUUCACGACACCCUCGAACUUUAAAACGACCGCCGCCUUCUACGGCUCUGACGAGUGCCCCACCCUGGAGGCAGAGGUAAUCCACUGUCUAGAAUCCCUCUUCUGGGUUCUCGAGUCAAAAAGACUCAAGAUAUCUCGAGAGAAAAUUGAGCAAGUGCCACUGCUGUUGGCAGCUUUCGAGAGAAAGGACUUCAUAGGUCUGGACCUUGAGUCCCGAAACAGUCGAAAAAGAUGUUGUGGUCGUAUGGCAAAACACCUGGGGGAUCUGUGCCUCCAGGCGGGCCUCUACGCCGACGCUCUAAAUCAUUACACCUCAGCUGCAGGUGUUCUCCAGGGUGUGAACGACUGGUUGUGGCUGGGGGCAGCUUAUGAGGGCCUCUGCGCAGUCUCUUCCCUCAUUCUCUAUCCCAAUCUCCGGAGGAGUCUUUCCCACCAACGACACACCUCCACCCAAGAAGAAAACUCACAAAAAACCCUUUCCUUUCCUCCGUCUUUCGAUGAGAUCAAAGUUCAAAUGAAUCACAUCGUGCCUCCUAAUGAGAUACCGAAAAAGUACUCCCAGGCGAUCACCCACUACAGCAAGUACCAAAAUGCCAGUAUAAUUGAGACUGAGGCGAGCUUCAAAGCUACUAGAGUCUGCAUAGAACAGAAUAACACCCUCGAGGCCGCCUCAUUUCUCAAUAACGUUGUCUUCAACAACAUCGACUGGAGUGAACAGGAGAAGAUCGCCAGAUUUACAAAGCUCUCAGAGCUCUUCUUCACCAUUGGCUUUGCCAGGAAGGCCUCAUUCUGUAUGAGACUUGCAGGUACCAGACACAUUUCCCAGAAGAAUCCCAAUCCAGACUGGCAGCAGUGCUACAAUCUUGUCCUGCAGUCCUGUUCAGGAUUCAAGCUGUCUCUGGAUCCUGCGGAGUUGCUCACCAGUGGUAGUCGAGGCUGGCCAGCCAUUCAGAUCAAAAUAAUCAAUGAACUCAUAGCAGCUGCAAAUAGGAUGGGAAAUCUCCCCCUGGCAACCAGACACAUGACCUUCCUACUCCAGACAAUGUUCAAUCACUUGACACCAGCUGAACGUAGAGACGUUGCUCUCCAGCUGCAGAGUGUUGCACAGCAAUGUGAGGGUGCUCCAGUUCCUUUGCAUCUUCCCUCUGGUAUUGUCAUUCCCCCAGCUAAUUUGACAAACAUUCCGAGGACGAGAUCGUUUCUUCUAAAGAAUCUCCAGCCCCACCUCCAGCCACAAAAGAUUGAGAGGAUCAAAGAGGAUCAUGGGCCCUUUCUAUUUACCCCCAUCAACUUUGGAUCCUUGGAGAGGAGAAAUAAAUCAAAAAGCAAAGUCGAUUAUCUCUGGGUCGAGGACGACGUUUGCGAGGUGUCUCUCCAGCUAGUCAAUCCCCUUCCAUUCGAGCUUAGUGUUUCCAACAUGAGAUUACUGACCAGUGGAGUGGUUUUUGAUCCUGUACCAGAGUGCAUCACGUUACCUGCUGACUCUGGGCCUAUAGCAGUGACUCUUGCAGGGACUCCGAAGGAAACUGGUGAAUUGGAAAUCCUCGGAUUCAGUACCCACACACUCGGCGUCAAAUCCAAUUGCAAGCUGAAGAGUAUGGAGGGCAUGCCUCAUCCACACUACUCCGUCGAGGUUGUCCCCAGUCUUCCGAAGAUCGAUGUGGCAACUAGUCUUCCCCAGACAGCGAGCUUCUCGUCUGGAGAGAACAUCGUAACGAGUGCCAGUAUUUCUCUUUAUGGGGGUGAAAGCGCAGAGUGCACAAUUACCAUAACGAAUGUGGGUCAAGUACCCAUAGAGAUGAUCGAGGUGUCGAUAAAAUCGGCAUUGGACAGUCUGAGUGAGUCCAGAGUCUUCAAGUGGAGCGACGAUAACCUGAAGACUCAGUUGCCUCUAUUGCCUGGCACUUCAGCCAGUCUCACGCUCUAUCUUUACGCAGAUACGAACUUCGUCGUACCAAAACAGACGAGUAAUUCGUUCGGAAGAAGCCCAUUAGGUGGCUCCCUGGGGAACAGUGGGAGCAAAUCGUUGCCAUCGAGGCUGAGGACACCCUCUCAUCACACCAAGAGGCAGAGUGGACUGACCUCUUCCAUGCGGUCUGCCUUGACCUCACACUCGUCGAAUUCUUCCAAUUCAGGGAACUCCAAGCUGUCAAAAUUAGCUACUCCAGUGGUGGCGUCCAAUGUAACUGAGGGACAGCUCAAGAUCAAGUACUCAGGAGCGAAGGGCCUGGCCACUGGUUUCUGCAGAGUAUCCAGCGUUUUUAUCACAAUCGAGAUGCUGCCGAGUGUGCAGAUUACCAGUUGGGAUGUACUACCUGCUGAGACUCCCUCGCAGUUUUAUCUCGUUCUUGAUGUCACCAAUAUGACUAAUCAUGAGAUGGAGCUGCAUUACACCCAGAGUAAGUGCAUUUAUAUGGAGGGAAGGGAGUCGUGCAGGAUUCCAGUGCCUGCGAACAGGUGUCCUUUGAGUAAACUUGCCACGAUGAGCGAGAGGGGAUUGCAGAAUGUCUGCGCUGAACAUAUUGCUGGACUGGUGGACCUCAAGUGGCAGCUACUGGGGACUGAUGCCACUGGGAAGGCUGGCAUUGCUGGAAUUACAUUCACCCAGGACAUGCUAGAUCUCGUGAGGAUGAGUCCACUUCAGUGGGAAGUAAGCAUCAAUGAUACGGCAGUUAAACCUCAGGACGAAAUAACUUGUGGACUAGGAGAGUGUGUGAGCAUAGGAGUUGGUGUCUGCAAUGCUCUGGAGCAUCCUCUCAGUGACCUGAGUUUAUCAAUUAAUUUUUAUCAGGAUCAUCACAACGGAGUUAAUAAUUAUCGAUUAGAUACGAGAUUAUCAAUCGCUGGGGCUAAUAAAGUCAUGCUUCCAACGCUGCAGGAGUAUGGAAGGGCCUACCACGAAUGUCGCGUGGUUUUUUUCACAGCUGGACAGUACAAAAUAGAUAUUCAAUGCAGUAGUCAGAAACCAAUUUCCAAUUCAAACAGCGUCUGCGCGGAUUUCAUAAAUGCAGGGCGAAUCUGGAGAUAUAUACCACCGAUUGAAAUUGCUGUAGACGACUCCUAAUGUUCGUAUUGUUUUUUAUUCAUUGA
Messenger RNA from Fopius arisanus, 3581 nucleotides. RefSeq names its product trafficking protein particle complex subunit brun (gene brun). The record is from RefSeq and is a predicted model, not a curated record. The coding region runs from base 91 to 3555 and encodes 1154 amino acids. Gene Ontology annotation, cellular component: trans-Golgi network. The transcript is spliced from 2 exons. NCBI's taxonomy places the organism in Eukaryota, Metazoa, Arthropoda, Insecta, Hymenoptera, Braconidae.